UUUAUCAGUCGUCAUUUCACAUCGCUACUGUAGGACGGAGAACGUCAGGACUCAAUUUCAUCAUAUUUCUCUUACAACUGUAGUGGAGAAUUGCCUACUAUGAACUGAAACUCUUCCUUAAAACCAAAAACAAGUAGAUCCUAGUGAAGUGACGCAUAAGCCAGUAGAUUCCAGUGUCGAGUUGUAAUUUUUUUGCACCUCAAUGUAGCUAGAGGAAAUGGCUGUGGAAAGCAUGACUGUCCAUCCAAACUCCCCAACUACCAACCACGAACACAACAGUCUCCUGACUGACGAAAGGCCAGAGGAUGGAGAGCUGGAGGAGGGCGAGCUUGAGGAUGACGGGGGAGAAGUGGAGGAGGAGGACAUUGGUGGAGGUAUGUCCACAACAGCAGCAGCAGCAGCAGCAGCAGCAGCAGCAGCAGUAGUAGUAGCAGCACCAGGAGGAGGAGGAGGAGCAGGAGGAGGAGGAGGAGGAGGAGGAGAUGGCGGUGAUGAAGCAGGCGGAGGAGGUGAAGCCGGAGGGGACGCAGCCCAGCGAAGCAAGGAGCGCCACGCCAGCAGCAAUUCGGAUGAAGAGAGAUCCCACCGUCGCAAGAGGAAGAGGAAGAAAGAGAGGGAGCGAGAGAGGGAGAAGAGGAGGUCCAAGAAGAAACGCAAAUCCAAACACAAACGUCAUGCGUCCUCCGAUGACGAACACUCCGACUUCAGCGACGACUCUGACUACAGUCCCAGUGAGAAGAGGAAGUACAGAGAGUACAGUCCACAGUACCCCCCCCCACCUUCCCACGGGGGCUACGGCGGCUCAAAGAAGGGCAGCUACAUGAAGGUGGACAAGCAGAGCUACGGAGGCUACGAAGAGUUCGAAGAGGACAACUUCGAGGGGGAGGAAGAGGAGGACAUCGGGGACGAGGACUACGACGACUUCACCAAGGAGCUCAACCAGUACCGCAAGGCCAAGGAGGGAGGAGGCGGCCGUGGACGAGGUGGGUCCUCGGCGGUCGGAUCAAAGCUGUUGGAGUUGAAAAAUCGGCUUCUGCACGGUGGCAAAGGUCGCAUGAAGAACCAGAGAGGCCGUGGGGGAAUGAGGGGAGGGAGGAGGGGAAGAGGAGGAGGAGGCCGAGGAAGAGGAGGCCGAGGAGGAGGAGGAGGAGGUGGUGGUGGUGGUGGUGGUGGUGGAGGAGGAGGAAAGAUGGGAGGAGACAACGACGAUGGAGACGGCUACGGGGAAGAGAUGGAGUUUGGAGAAGAUGACUAUGACAACAUGGGCGGCGACGAUGACUACGAUGACUACUCAAAAGAACUCAAUCAGUACAAGAAGUCCAAAGACAGAGGCAGAGGGCUUAAAGGUGGGCGCGGCCGAGGGAGAGGUAAAGGAGGACGGGGUAUGAUGAGAGGAGGAAGGGGUCGUAACCGCGGGAGAGGAAGAGGCGACAUGGGCAACGACGACGACAACAACGGGGACAUGGACAACGGGGACGGAGGUGGUGGAGGCGAUGGACCAGGACCAGGGAGGAGGAACAUGAACGAGAAGCACCAGGAUAAGAAAGGAAAGGCCAUCUGCAAGUACUACAUCGAGGGACGAUGCACCUGGGGGGACCACUGCAACUUCAGCCACGACAUCGAGCUGCCCAAGAAGAAGGAGCUGUGCAAGUUCUACAUCACUGGAUUUUGUGCCCGAGCAGACCACUGUCCUUACAUGCAUGGUGAAUUCCCCUGUAAGCUGUUCCACACCACGGGGAACUGCGUCAACGGCGACGAAUGCAUGUUUUCCCACGACGCCCUUAACGAUGACACGCAGGACCUGCUCAACAAGAUGCUGGCAGAGGAUGCAGAGGCCGGCGCUGAGGACGAGAAGGAGGUGGAGGAGCUGAAGAAGCAGGGGAUCAACCCUCUCCCCAAACCCCCUCCUGGAGUCGGCCUCCUCCCCACCCCUCCUCGGCCAGUCCCCUUAGACUCCAACCUAGGGCCUGGGGAUUUUGGCGGACCUGCGGUGGGUGACUUUGGGGGUCCUCCUGGACCUAACCAGGGGCCCAUUUCCAACAAAGGUCCCCCUGGCCCUGGUCCUGGGGGACCUUUGCCUCACCCCUGUGCUGGUCCCCCUGUCCAUGGGCCCGACGGAAGUCCAUUCCAAGGCGGGCCCCCAAAUCCCACUGGCCCCCCCCCCCACAUGGGCCCCCCACCUCCAUGUGGCGGAGGGGGAGGUUCCGCAGGGAAGAAGAUCCCCUCGCUCUUUGACCUUAAAGUGAAGCCGACGGGACAGCUGGCUCAUAAACUGGCCGUCAGAGGCCAGACUCCCAGUGGCAACCAGGGCCAGACGGCCCCACCCCAAGGUGCCCCUGGUGGCCCCCCGCCCUGCUUCCCUCCCCCCCCGGGGAUGAUGCCCCCUGACAUGCAGAACAUGGGCCCCAACCUCGGGAUGAACCAGGGGCCCCCCAACAUGGGCCCCGGUGGACCGCCCAUGAUGGGAGGAUUCGGGUCUGGUGACGGCCCUCCACAUGGAGGGGCCAUGCCUCCAGGUCCUCCUCCGGGAGGAAACUUCUUUAAUAACUUCUUCAAUCAGCAGGACGGUAUGCAGAUGGAGGGAGUGGUGCAAGAAGGUGACAACUACCAGGGUUUUGCUGGCAUGGACGAGAGAGGGGGAAAUGUUGGAAAUCAGUCAGGCGGCCCAGACGGCUCUGCUAAUGGAGCAUCAGCCAAUCAGGGAGGGAUGUCCGUGCCCGACUUCCUGCCUCCAGCGCAGCGCGUCCUGUUCAUGAGGAUCCAACAGAAGCAGCAGGAAGAAGAGGAGAGAGCUCGCAGGAUGGCCGAGGGAGGAGCAGAGAAGAGCAGAGACACUGAAGGUGACUCAGGGAACUGGUACUCCAGUGAGGAUGAGGAUGGCGGCGGUAGCGUGACCUCCAUCUUGAAGACGCUCCGUCAGCAGACCCAGACUCCCCAUAAAUCCGACGGCCCCCCGAGCGACCCCCGCCUACAGAAGGCCUCUCCCGCCAGUGUUCCGGCUCGGCCGGCGGACCCCCGCUUGGCUCGGGACCGUCGCCUGGCGCGCGCCACAGACUCGGCCGACUCCAUGCCCACUCUGGCCUCCUCCGGACCGCCUGCGGACCCCAGGUUGGCCCGGCUAGCUGCUGCCGUUUCGUCGGGACCCACCUCCCACUCGCCUCCCGCUCUCAAACCAGAGCCGCCUCUGGUCUACAAGCCCCCACCGCUCACGACCCCGGCAGUUGAGGAGGAGGAGACGGAGCGGGUUCUACGGGACAAGCCGGUGCCGAUUCCUCUGGACCCGCUCAUGGGCAUGGCUCUGAGAGACCCGCGCUCGCAGCUGCAGCAGUUCAGCCACAUCAAGAAGGAUAUCCUUCUCCACAUGCCGGCCUUCAGCAAAACCAUCACCUGGUCGCCCGAGGAUCUCCUCCCUCUACCACUCCCCAAGCAGGACCUCCUUCCACUCCCACCAGGCAUCCCUCCCGUCUCCUCCAUAGACCCGCGUCUGUCCCGCACUCAGCAGCCACUCCCAACGUCGCUCCCUCACCCGCAACCCCCUCCCGUUCAGCCCCCUCCCCCCUCCUUGGACCGCCCUGCUCCCUCUUCUUCCUCCUCCUCCUCUUCCUCUCUCCCAGAUUUUGAACUGCUGUCUCGUAUUUUGAAGACUGUCAACUCCAGCCCGUCCCAGACUCCCUCCCCUCCUCUCCUACCCACCCCUAUCGCCCCCAUGUCGCUGCUGGGUCCGCCUCCCCCAUGCCUCCCCCGCCUGUAGAAAAGCCCGUUGACCCCCGUGUGUCCCGUAAAGGCCUCACCGACCCCCGUCUCCAGCCGCAGAAGUCAGCACUGAAGCAACCCUCUGACCCCGUGCCUCCUCCUGUCUCCUCUACUACCCCGGCGACCACAUCCAGCUCCCCCCCCCCCACCAUUGCCCCCUACGACCCACGGUUGCUCUCCUCAGGUGGGGCAGGCCGCGGUGUGGGAGCCGGAGCACCAGGGGGAGCCAGCGUGCUGA
Anarrhichthys ocellatus (wolf-eel) is the source of this 3991-nucleotide messenger RNA. RefSeq names its product zinc finger CCCH-type containing 4 (gene zc3h4). NCBI's taxonomy places the organism in Eukaryota, Metazoa, Chordata, Actinopteri, Perciformes, Anarhichadidae. The record is from RefSeq and is a predicted model, not a curated record. Gene Ontology annotation, biological process: negative regulation of DNA-templated transcription. Gene Ontology annotation, molecular function: RNA binding; metal ion binding. Gene Ontology annotation, cellular component: nucleus.